This is a messenger RNA of Belonocnema kinseyi, 4400 nucleotides long. Its product is annotated as putative fatty acyl-CoA reductase CG5065. The coding region runs from base 336 to 1859 and encodes 507 amino acids. Gene Ontology annotation, cellular component: peroxisome. The transcript is spliced from 9 exons. The record is from RefSeq and is a predicted model, not a curated record. Gene Ontology annotation, molecular function: alcohol-forming very long-chain fatty acyl-CoA reductase (NADP+) activity. Lineage: Eukaryota; Metazoa; Arthropoda; Insecta; Hymenoptera; Cynipidae. Gene Ontology annotation, biological process: long-chain fatty-acyl-CoA metabolic process.
GAAUUCUACAGUGAGAUCCAUCAGUACUAGCCGAGAAUCGUAACAGUUUCCAGGCAAACGUUAGGCGCCUUUUCUUCUCGACGUGGUUCUUGUUCUUUCGUGUGCAGUGUGAAAAUGUGUUAGUGCUCGUGAAAAGGGAUAUCAUCGAAAGCAUUGGCGAUGUGCCAGAACCGCUUAAUCGAGGAGGGAGAGCAACAAUCGAGAAGGGUCAUACUCUCUGCGUAAUCGAAUCCAGAUUCCACAUAAUUUGGUUGUAGCAAGAAUGUUCUUUUUUCUGGCGCACGAAAUUCUACAUGGCUGAGUUUUCGAUAAUCACGAAGUGACCUAUCACCAGAAUGGGCACAACAAAUGCAUUAACAGGCGAAGAACAACAAGAGAAUGCCAAUCCAGGUGGGAGUUCGAUUGAGGCCUUCUUCGCAGAGUCGGUCAUCCUCAUCACCGGGGCUACUGGUUUUUUAGGAAAAGCACUUCUAGAAAAACUCCUGAGAUCAUGUCCACGCCUUGCCACCAUUUUUAUACUGAUCCGUCCAAAAAAAGGGCAGACAGUCGAGCAAAGAUUUAUGGAACUCACCGACAACCCGGUAUUCGACAGAAUUCGUUGGGAGUUUCCUGGUGCCCUAAGCAAAGUAUUUCCAGUAAAAGGGGAUAUGAGUUUGCCCGAAUUAGGUCUGAGCCCAGAAGACAAAGCAAUGCUAAUGCAACGAGUGAAUAUAGUUUUCCAUAGUGCAGCAACAGUUCGAUUCGAUGAACCCUUGAAAGUGGCAGUCAACUUAAACACGAAAGGCACUGACAGAAUGAUAGAGCUCUGUAAAAGUAUGUCCAAUCUCAUCAGCAUUGUUCACGUCAGCACUGCUUAUAGUAAUGCUGAUCAAUAUGAGAUAAAGGAAGAAAUUUACAGCACAACAGUCAAACCACACACUGUAAUCGACAUGUGUGAAAAUCUCGAUGACGAAACGAUUCGAAUUUUGGAGAAAAAAUUGAUGGGAAAACAUCCUAAUACUUAUACUUUGACAAAAGGACUAGCCGAAAACUUAAUAAUGACGAAAGGAACUGGCCUACCUAUUACUGUCGUAAGACCCAGCAUUGUCUGUGCUGCAUAUCAAGAACCAUUUCCUGGUUGGGUAGAUAAUGUUUGUGGAAUUACCGGAAUCAUGAUGGAAAUAGGAAGAGGCACAAUCAGGAGUAUAGUCUGUAAUGCAAGUUUGAUCGUCGAUGUAGUGCCUGUCGAUUACGUAGUUAAUACCCUCAUUUGUGCUGCAUGGCACAAUUCAAUAGAACGUACAAAUAAUGUUAGAAUUUACAACUGCACAAGUGGAACGUUCAACCCUGUUAGAUGGGGAGAGUUUGGUCGGCUUACUCGAAAACACGCAAUUGAAUCUCCGUCUAAGUAUGUCAUGUGGUAUCCUGGAUUCACUUUCAGAACAAACAAGCUCAUCCACAUGAUCGUGGUUGCCACGCUACACUUCUUGCCUGCAUUUGUAAUUGACCUGGUUUUAAAAUUCCAAGGCGGAAAACCAAUGAUGCUGAAAAUUACAAAACGGUUUCAACGUGCAGCUCUCACAGGCGAGUUUUUUGCAGUAAAUGAGUGGCAUUUUCAUGGAAGUAACAUGAGUGAAUUAGCGAAAAUAGUCAGAGAAUCCAAUGACACUGAAUGUUUUAAUGUUGACAUCAAAAGCCUUGACUGGGAUACUUACGUACAUCGGUACAUGCUAGGAAUCAGAAAAUACAUUUUAAAAGACACUCCAGACACAUUAAGUAAAGCUAGAAGUCGACUUUUAAAACUUUACUGGAUGCAUAAAUUCGCCCAAGUACUUAGUGUAUUCAUGAUAGUGAAAAUGAUAUCUCGAGCUGGUCGGUGAUCGUUGUGAAAAAAGCUUAAGUCUGCAUGCAACGAAUAUGAAUUUUUUGCAAGGCCCAUCUGUUGCAAAAGAACAUUUGGCGAAAGAGACGUACAUUACGUAUUAUUUCUUCACUUUAAAAUCCAUUCUAAUAUCCGAAUUAUGUCGCCGAUACUUAUCUUACACACAUAAGUAAGAAUUAAUGUCUGAAAAAUAUGGUUUUGAGACUUUAAUAAUUUUAAGAUGUUUACACAUAAUGCAGAGUUUAAACAUUUUGUAUAAUUUUCAAGUGAUCUCGGUCACUUGCAAUAUUUACACACGAUCAGAAGAUGUGGACCAAAAUGUAUUAUCUUCUCAUUAUUUAUUCAUAAAAAAGUGAGAAAUUUAAAUUAUUAUAAUUAAUGAGUUCAAAUACAGAAAAUAUAUCGAAUAUUUAUGUAUAAUGUCACAAUACGAUAUAAAAGCCAAUAUCAAUGGGCCAUCAUAUUGAAAAAGCAAUGUAUCAAAAUAAUGGAAUUGAUAUCUGUAAAACAUUUCUGCUAGCCUUCGAAUUUUUUUAACAUACUACGGAAUAAAAUCUGAAGUGAAAACAAUAACACAGAAUAAUCGUAAUGAGAAAUGUUUUCCUAAAAUAAUUAAAAUUUUGAAUUUACUUGGAAAAACAUGUUGAGCAGGUAGAAUUCGUAAAAAAAACAUAUCGUGGUGAAUAUUUUAGAAGAGAAAAAAUGAUUAUUUAAGGCAGAGAAUUAUCAAAGAAAUGCCUGAUAUAAAUCUAGAUAAAUGUUAGCAAUAUAUGUAUAUGACAAUUACGGGUUGAAAAUGAUUAUAAUAAAGCAAAGAUAAAAUUUUGCUUUAUUGAAGCACAUUCACACUAUUUUCAGUUCGCUUUUAAAUGAAGGGUGCUAUAUACAAACAAAAAAAGAAGAAUUUAAGUGUACGCUACAGAAAAAUAUCACACCAAUGAAACUUUUAAUGAAAAAUAUAUUUUUUUAAUUAGUCGAAUUAUCAUUAAAUAUUAGUUUUCAAUUCAUAAAAACUCGACUAAAUAAAAUAAAUAUUUUUCAAUAGCAAAAGCUUCAUCAACAUCACUGUAGCAUGGUGCUUACAAAAUAUAAUAAAAGAACAAUAUCUUAACAGACCAAUAUUAAAAGUGUACAAAAAUAAUAAUCCAGAACAAUAAUUCCGUCAAGAAGUUUCGUUGCAAAGACUGAUUAUAAACUCUGCUUACAAACUCAGUUGGACAAUGAUUCUGCCUUCUUACACAAAUUUUUACUGAAGUUAUCCCAAAUAUAGAGAAUAAAAUGAUUCUAUAAGAUCCUAUUAAAAAAAUCAAAGAAACGGCCUGAGAGAUAAAUAUUUAUAAAUGCAUGAAAAAAAUAUUUGUUGAGAAUCGUUAUUAUUGAGAAGCAGUUAGAAUACGAAAUGCCAACAUUGGCAUAAAAAGGCAUCUUAGAAAUGUUAAAUUUUACUCCUGAUGACAGAAAGGCUACUGAAAUACGAAUUACAUGUGCGUAAUUAAAAUAUGAUAAAGUACAGAUAAAUACAAUAAGAUGAAUGCUAUGUAUAAUUUAUAAGUGGAAGACAAAUAUGUAAUUCUUUUUUAUUAGACGCUAUAUUGUGCAUAUUGUAUACACUUUGAAAUUAUACGUAUUUAAAAUGUAUAUCAAGAUGCUUUUAUUAAAAGAAUAUUGUUUUUAAUAAUUCAGUGCACUUUUCGAACGACUUGAUUAUUUUGUAAUUUAAGUGAUUUUUCAGCGAAUAAUAUGAUUUAAAAUGAUGUUAACACUAAAAGGGUACAUUUUCCAAUACACAUUCAGAUAUUUUUGGCUGAAAAAAAUAAUGAGUGGUGUUGAAAAAAUACAGAAUAAUAAAAAAAUAUCUCCAAAGAGUCAGUGAUAAUUUAAAUAUACGAAAAAAACCUGAAAAUAGACGUAGACAAUCGGAGAAAAAUCGGAAAGCUCGUUGUGUGCCAGGCACCCAGUAUGCCCUCUUAUUAUUUUUUAUAUUGAAUAAGAAUUGUCAUUUACUGCGUUCUCUAUAUCUACAUUUGAUAGUAAUAAUUUAUUCUAAAAUUAAGGCAAAUUUAAAACCACUUUUCAGAAUAUAGCACAGUCAAACUCGGAUAUAACGCCCCCCCCCCCCCACAGAUAUAUCCUUUCCGAGAAUUAACGCCGCGCCACAGGUAUGAGUAAAAGAGGCUGCGGGGAGUGUACGGUGGUCACACACACGUGAAUAAACAAAAAUGUUUUCAUGCAAAAUGACACUCUAUCUGGUUUCUUCUCCACCUCCUCCAGCCCCACAACCGGCGUUGUUUCCGAGUUUGACUGUAUAUUCACAUAUAUACUAUUAUUAUACUAUUUUAUUAUUUUUACUAUAUUACUGAUAUAUACUAUUAAUCUAUUAAUAUAUACCAUUCAAAUAUAUAUUGAAGGAUUUUGAAUUGAGAAGGUUGCAAAUCAAAGAAUUUAGAUGCAGUGAAAUUUUGGAAAAAGGACAAUAUUUCGAAUGGCAUAAAAAUGAACUGAACUUGUAUGAUUUCUAAAUAAAAGCGUUCAAACUGAA